Molecule: messenger RNA, 576 nt
Organism: Orycteropus afer afer
Lineage: Eukaryota; Metazoa; Chordata; Mammalia; Tubulidentata; Orycteropodidae
Source: RefSeq, a predicted model, not a curated record
AUGAGACAGAGCGGCGCCUCCCAGCCCCUGCUGAUCAACAUGUACCUGCCAGAUCCGGUCGGAGAUGGCCUCUUCAAGGAUGGGAAGAGCCCAGGCUGGGGGCCGCUGAGCCCCGCGGUGCAGAAAGGCAGCGGGCAGAUCCAGCUGUGGCAGUUUCUGCUGGAGCUGCUGGCCGACCGCGCCAACGCCGGCUGCAUUGCGUGGGAGGGCGGCCACGGCGAGUUCAAGCUCACCGACCCCGACGAGGUGGCGCGGCGCUGGGGCGAGCGCAAGAGCAAGCCCAACAUGAACUACGACAAGCUGAGCCGCGCGCUGCGCUACUACUACGACAAGAACAUCAUGAGCAAGGUGCACGGCAAGCUCGCCCCGCUGCCCUUCCCUGGCCUUUCCAAACUCAACCUCAUGGCCGCCUCGGCCGGCGUCGCGCCCGCCGGCUUCUCUUACUGGCCCGGCCCAGGCCCUGCCGCCACCGCCGCCGCCACCGCCGCGCUCUACCCCAGCCCGGGUUUGCAGCCCCCGCCUGGGCCCUUUGGGGCCGUGGCCGCCGCCUCGCACUUGGGAGGUCAUUACCACUAG